Pseudogymnoascus verrucosus is the source of this 2479-nucleotide messenger RNA. RefSeq lists its product as uncharacterized. The transcript is spliced from 7 exons. The record is from RefSeq and is a predicted model, not a curated record. The coding region runs from base 45 to 2279 and encodes 744 amino acids. Gene Ontology annotation, cellular component: U6 snRNP; P-body; spliceosomal tri-snRNP complex. NCBI's taxonomy places the organism in Eukaryota, Fungi, Ascomycota, Leotiomycetes, Thelebolales, Thelebolaceae. Gene Ontology annotation, biological process: spliceosomal snRNP assembly; nuclear-transcribed mRNA catabolic process; mRNA splicing, via spliceosome. Gene Ontology annotation, molecular function: U6 snRNA binding; protein binding.
GGGCGGUGAAUAUACUAUGAUCACCUAUCCACAACAGGCCAACCAUGCUUCCAUUGGGCCUCCUCACUGCCGCCCAAGGGCAUCCCAUGCUCGUGGAGCUCAAGAAUGGAGAGACGCUGAACGGACAUCUCGUGUCAUGCGAUACCUGGAUGAACCUCACCCUGAAGGAGGUCGUGCAGACUAGCCCUGAAGGCGACAAGUUCUUCAGACUGGCAGAAGUAUAUGUUAAGGGAAACAAUAUCAAAUUCCUCCGCGUACCAGACGAGAUUAUAGAUUUGGUCAAGGACCAACAACAAGGACAGCACGGCGGUGGCUACAGGGGAGGGCGCGGAGGCUCAAGAGGAGACCGUGGUGGAAGAGGGGACAGAGGACCAGCUUCUCGACGCCAGAAUUCCACUCUUGCGAAAUCAGUCAACAUAUCGAAUGAUAGAAAUUUUGCAAAUGAGGCAUUGGACGCCGCGGAACCCAGCUCCGAAACCCCUCCGCCGGAAAACUGGGGUGCACUUUCUGUCGUGGAGCUCCACGACAUUCUUCGCACAGUGCGAGACGAGAGCGGCUCAUACCAGAAAACGAUCAACCUAGUUCAGUAUCUGAUUAAGAACAGAGGAGAAAGACCAAAUGUGCGGCACUUCGAUGCACUUAUUCGGGCGAAUGCCGAUGCAGAGAGGGGGAGUGCGGAAGAGGUCGAGGGGUUGCUGAAGGAGAUGGACAAGCAAGGAAUCAUCGGGGAUUCGAGCCUAUAUCAUAGCGUUCUGAUGACUCUCGCCGUACACCCCAACCAUCUUCUCCGGGCGGAAAUCCUAACAGAGAUGAAAGCCCGCUGGAUCUCUCUCUCCCCACUCGGCUACCACCACCUCAUCAUCUCUCACCUUCGCGACCGCGAGUACGAACUAGCUCUAUCCGUAUUCUACUCCCUCCACCAUCGCCAUAUACCAGUGGAACCAUGGCUUUACGAUAUCUUAAUCUACGUUUUCUCAGAAGCCGGCGAGCUUCCUACGGCUCUCUCCAUCCUCCAAUCCCGCGCCGAAGACCCAGACCGCAAUCCUUUAUACCCAGAUCCGCAGGAUGUUAGCCCGGGUGUCUGGCCAUACUUUCUCGAUACUUGUGCUGCGGCAUAUGAUUACGCGGGCGUGUUAUACGUGUGGCGGAAGCGUGUGGAAAUUGAUUAUUUAAGACCGAGCGACGGCACAUUGGCAAAUGUCCUCAACACUGCGGCGCUGGCUGGUGAUCCCGCGCUAGCGACCAGUGCCCUGAAAAUGUUGGCGGAUAGGAAAGGGGAACUGCCUACCAGCAGCUACGAGGCCAUGUUGGAGGCGUAUGCGACAGCUAAGGAUGUGACGAAUGCGUUUCGCGUGCUGUGCAUUAUGGGCAAGGCGGGCGGAGAAAGCACGAGCAAAACACCUAGCUCGGCAACUACAAGGCCUCUAUUCAAGCUUCUACGAGACGAAGGGUCAGAAGGGAUCCAAGAUGCAUGGAAGGCUUUGAAACCAUUACAGGACGAGGGGAAAGAGAUUCCUAUUGCUGCUGUAAAUGUUAUCCUGGAAGCCGCCGCGUCGUCCGGAGAAUUGGCGCUUGCAAUGCGUCUCUACAAGGAGCUGGUUAGCUCCCAAUCCUCCCCCGCCCCGAAGACAGAGCAACCAGAUAGCUCCAUAGUCGAGGGAACUUCACCCAAUAUUCGAUACAAGACAUCACGGAAAGCCCUGCGUGUCCACCCCGACACAACAACGAUCAACGUCCUCCUCCAAGGCUGCACGAAGAUCCGCAGCUCAGCCAGCCCCAAACGAAUGGCAAUGUACCUCGCGUCAGAGAUGGCGCGCCAAGGCAUCCGACCUGACGAGCUGACCUACGACCGACUCAUCCUGGUGUGUCUACACGAGGGACAACAGGAUUACGAGGACGCGUUCCGGUAUCUGGAAGAGAUGACGGCGAUGGGGUGGCAGGGGAGGGUGAGGAAUGGGACGUGGCAUGCGCUUGCGCGGCGAUGUGCGAGUGAGCGGGAUGGGCGUGUGGAUACGGUUUUGGAGAUGAUGGAGGGGUUGGGGUUGGAGACGGGGAAGUUGAGGGGUGUGGUGAGGGAGUUGUGGGAGGCUGGGCCGGGGGAGAGGCGUAGUGCGGGUCAGGAGGAGGUUGAAGGCGGUGAGGAUGAUGGGAUGGCGGUGGAUGUGGAGGUUGGAGAUGGCGUGGAAGGUGGUACGGGAGAGACUGGCAAUGAGACCCAGACGCCACAGGAUGAACAACCUGUCUGGGGCAACCUGCGGAGGAAGCAUGGCUCAUCAUGAUUUAGAGAUAAUCUACCCGUGCGGUUCAAACUUGACGGGGGCACUGUAUAUAUUAGCCACCCAGAUCUUACGAACGGCUUGUAUAAUUUAUUGGCGGUUUGAUUGUUCACAUACAGUCUCUAUUGGGGCGUAUGCUCUAGACGAGUACGUUGUAUUGAUGGUUACAAAUAUAUAACACAAGUAAAUAUUCUAGAUGUAAC